Messenger RNA from Clupea harengus (Atlantic herring), 5067 nucleotides. It is a transcript of the gene tfr1a, whose product is annotated as transferrin receptor 1a. Bases 480 to 2816 code for a protein of 778 amino acids. Gene Ontology annotation, biological process: iron ion transport; intracellular iron ion homeostasis. NCBI's taxonomy places the organism in Eukaryota, Metazoa, Chordata, Actinopteri, Clupeiformes, Clupeidae. The transcript has 19 exons. The record is from RefSeq and is a predicted model, not a curated record. Gene Ontology annotation, cellular component: external side of plasma membrane.
UGGUCUAGAAUUUGGUCUCAUCUCUAACUGUCGUUUAGCUCUGGGACCCUGUGUUUCAGGGUCACGUCACCACUCACUGCCUGGAAUACAGUCUGUCUGUUUAUGUCUAGAAAACGUGAAAAGCUGAUUACUGAGCAGGUUUUGUGAAAUCCUCAAGGAAUCCAAGCUAGGCCAUUAGUUUUUAUCCUUUAUAUAGCAUAACAACAUAACAUUGGUGACUAGUGUCUAUAGUUGUAAUACCUUUUAAAUCUGCUGUUGGAGUCCAUAGUGAAGGUGGACUUCACUGGUGCCUUUGCUGUUGGCAAAGGAACUAGGACAAAGCCGGCACCAGUCCUUCGUUGUCACGCCAUCAUGCUCUCUCUCUGAUUCCAGUGGAGAAGAGGUGAAAUCAACACUCAACCUAAAUCUGUCCCAUUUAAAGUGCGGUUAAAAAUAAUUCAAGUUUCACGCCCUUCCUCGUCACCUGGAGUGCUGACAGAAUGGACCAAGCCAGGACAACGAUAUCCAAAAUAUUCAACGGGGAGCCCCGCUCAUACACACGCUUCAGCCUGACCCAGAACAUGGAGGGGGGCGACAGCCAAGUGGAAAUGAAACUCUCCCCUGAGGUGGAGGAAGAGUUGGAAAGUAACGGGGUGGGGGAGCACCUACACCACCACCCAGAGUCCUACCGGCGAAAGCCACAACGCACCCCCAAAAACAUCUGCUUCCUGGUCGCGGCCACUCUGCUCGUCGUCAUCAUUGGCUAUCUAAUUGGAUACUUGGUUCAUCGGAAGCAGGAUAAGGCCUCACCAACUUGUGACCGUGCCGUCAGUGUGUCUACGGAUGAAGAAAGCAGUCAGCCUGAAUCAUUUGCACCUAAACAACUAGACUGGGGCGAGGUCAAAGGCAUGCUAGGAGACAAGCUGACAGUCAGCCGGAUUGAGGCCAGUCUGAGUGAGUUUGCCAGUGUUGACCACCGGGCUGGAUCCCCUGGUGAUGAGGCACUAGCCAACAAAGUGCUGAGGAGGUUCCAGGAGAACAACAUGAAGACCUGGAAUGAUGAGCACUACGUGAAGCUGCAGGCUCCACCUACCUCUGGUUCCAACACGGUCACGUUCCGUGGCCAGAGCCUGGGCUCCAUCCAAGGCUACCUGGCCUACAGUGCCACUGGAAAAGCAGAGGGUGCUGUUUUGUAUGCUUACUAUGGACGAUUGGAAGACUUUGCUGACCUGAAAGACCUGAGCAUUGACCUGAAUGGGAAGAUCAUCCUGGUCAGAGCUGGAGAAAUAAGUUUUGCGGAGAAGGUGGAUAAUGCUGCAAAAAUGAACGCAAGUGGUGUCCUGAUCUACCCUGACCCAGCUGACUAUGACCUUAGUGAUACAACUCAGCUGUUUGGCCAUGUGCAUCUUGGCUCAGGUGAUCCCUACACACCAGGCUUCCCGUCAUUCAACCACACCCAGUUCUCCCCUGUUCGCUCUUCUGGCUUGCCCAGCAUCAUAGCCCAGACCAUCACUCCAAUCAUGGCCCAAACUCUGAUGAGGGGUAUGGAGGGACGGAAUACUCCCCGCAGCUGGAAAGACGGCGGGCUGUCUGGAGUGCUGUACAAGCUGGGAGAUCUCAGCGAUAUUGUAUCUGUGGAGGUGAACAAUGUCCUGGUGGAGACAAAGAUUCACAACGUGUUUGGUGUCAUCAAGGGUGUCACCGAUGCAGACCGCUAUGUUGUGAUUGGAGCGCAGAGAGAUGCGUGGGGCCCUGGCUUUGCUAAGUCAACUGUGGGCACUGCUUUAUUGGUGGAAUUGGCCAAGGCCAUCAGCGAAAUGAUCAGAGAAGGCAGAUUCAUGCCCAGGAGAAGUUUAGUCUUUGCCAGCUGGACUGCUGGUGAAUAUGGUAAUAUUGGCGCCACCGAGUGGUUGGAGGGCUAUUUGCCAUCUCUGAGUAUGAAGGCGUACUCCUACAUCAGCCUGGACGGAGUAGUAACAGGUUCUGACACCUUUAAAGCAAGUGCAAGCCCCUUGAUGAACGGCCUCAUUUCAGACACACUGAAGGAGGUGAACAGUGUCAGUAACCCUGGAAAAACAUUAUAUGCGCUAGCGUCAGGGCCCAGCUGGGAGACAUCAGUUCUGGAGCCUCUGAAGAUGACAAACCCUGCCUACCCGUUCAUAACUUUUUCUGGGAUUCCAUCUGUUUCCUUCCGGUUUACUAAAAGCCAGGGCUCGGAGGAGUAUCCUUACUUCGGUACCCUGUAUGACACAAGAGAGAAGCUGGAAUCCGCCACCUUCUCAAACUUGCCCAAGGUCGUCCGGGCCGCAGGGCAGGUCGCUGGUCACAUGGCCCUCAGGCUGGUACACGACCAUCUGCUCAGGCUGAGUGUUGGGGCAUAUGAUAAGAUCAUCCGUGGCCAUGUCAUCCAGAUCAAUAAAAAAGUCAACACGCUGCAGGAGUCUGGCCGUCUACCCAACAACUUCACCUCCAAGUGGCUCAUCUCAGCCAUAGGCUCGUAUGGCCGUGGUGCCCGCGCCCUCGUUGACACCAUCGACAACAGUGACCUGGAGGACACAGAGCAGUGUCGCAUGCUGAACGACCGCAUCAUGCGGGUGGAAGCCGAUCUCCUGUCCCCAUAUGUUUCUCCGACAAAGACCCCAUUCCGCCACAUCUUGCUAGGCUUGGGCCCGCACACGUUCACUGCCCUUGUGGACCACCUGGAUGUGUUGAAGAGCUCAGUAGGGAGUGAUGACGUGGACAAGCUUCUGAACCAGUUCGCCUUGGCUUCCUGGACCCUCCAGGCCUGUUCCAACGCUCUUGCAGGGGAGGUGUGGGACAUGAAUAAUAACAUUUAAACCCAAAACUACAAGCAAAAGGUCAAGCCAAGCUGAUUACUUUAUUAGAUGUUCAGCGCUUGAGAAUGAGGUUUAUGUCAUUGUCAGGCCCCCUUGAUCCAACAGACCUCAUAUAGACCCUCUGUGGUAAAGACAUGCUUGGGUUUACCCUUACAUUGAAAAAUACAUUGGUGCUAAAAUUACAAAGUUGCCUUGAAAUGUCUAAAACACAGCAGUAUUUUCUGAAAUGCCAAGAAGAACAAUUCAUAUUUUAUACGAUGUAGUGCCAAGACACAGGCUUUAUAUGUGUAUUCAUUGAAAGUGAAUGAGGUGACCCGAUUGCUUCGUUACAAUUUUAACAUGGCCUUAAAAGAGUCAUUAGAGUAUGUUUUUCAUUUUAGAACUCCGAGUCCCUGGAUUGACUUUGAUAUUGGCUGAGGUGCCAUGAGGAAAAGGUUAAGCUGGAUCUUUCAGCUAUUUUGUGUUACACACAGCAGGGCUCCUAAAUUCACUUCAAAAAAUCUGUUCCUACUUUUGUCUCUUAUGAUGUUACACGAACCAUACGCAAACUCCAGGAAGUGAUGGGGUCAUAAAGUCUAAUACCUCUGUCACUAUCUCUAUUUUCGCCAUGGGGUAGAUUCUACCUAGAACACACUGAAAUAUCAUGUUAUUAGUAAUUUAUUUAUCAGUGACAGGGUUCACUAUAAAUAGUAUUUUUUAAUGCCUUUUUUACCGUGUAUAAUUAUCGGGAGCAGUGCCUUCCAUAAUUAUGACAGUUAUACUGUCAAACUGACAAAGCAGCAUCUGCUAUGGAAUUACACAUGAUGUCAACAGCCACACCACCAGAAACUGCCACAACCCUGACAAGGCCCAACAUGUCACUUUUGCAACUUCAGAUUCACUCAAAUUUAUCAACAUGUGGUCUAUAAAAAGUGGCUGUUUUUGGUGAAAUGCCUUUUGGGACAUGUAUAUUUCUGAUUGUAAAUCUGAACCAUUAUCGGGAGCAGUGUCUUCCAUAAUGUGAAGAAGAAGAAGGUAGUUUUUGCCUACCAGCUGAUUUAUAUCGAGGGCAGUGCCCCUCAUAUUUCACUGUAGGGUGGAUGUCAUUAUCGGGGACAGUGUUUCCCAUAAUCUUGAUUUUGUACAUAUUCUGCAUCAAGCUGUCAUCAGGUUUGACAUCGUAUGUGUCAUCAUUUACUUGCCAUUGCUCUGCACAAUCUUGCUGUUUUCUGUUUGUUUUGAAUUCACCGCAGUGCAAUCCUCCAGUCCAUGUAUUCCCUCUUUUUUAGAAAGCGUUCAUGCGAGGAAGGCAUUAGAUCUAAAUACAUUUUGAAAUCACUUAACUCAAUCAAGAGUGAGAGAACCAGCAUACUGCAGUGAGGCUCUUGCAGAGGGCUUUGAUUAAUCUCUUGAUUUUUGCAUGCCUAUAAUUGCUUAGAACUUUUAAAUUUCUCCUUGAUAGGUGUUGCUUCACUGUACCUUGUGUGACUGAAUAAGGAAACACACAGUGGUGUUGACAUGUUUCUGUUCUGAGCUCCUCCCUUGUAGUAUGCACACGUCUCUGAUUUUAAACUCUAGCUGAUUAGGCUCCCUUACCUUUCAUUAUACUCCACAUGCCUAUUCUAUAUUUUAGUUGUUUCCUUAAAGGUAAUGAAAACAGCAUAUGAUGAACUGCAUAAUCAUACUCAAAGCACAAAAAGGCAAUUAAACAGGGGUUAGUGAAUAUUUGAUUUUUAUUUUUAGUCAGGGAGGUUGUGGCAGACAUGAUUUGAUAUAUCAGAAUCCUUGUUUCAGAGCAGGCUAAAAAAAAAAAAGCAUAAUUCUUUGGAUAAAAAAAUAAUUAAUGAAUGUUAAUGAUGAAACAAAGAUGAUGAAAUUAAGGGGUGCUCUUUAACAAACGUUUUGCCAGUACAUGUAAUUGCAGUUGCUGAGCUCACUGACUACAUUGUGAAUGUUUGAUAUAUAAAAACAUUGAUAUGUAAAGAAAGUGAUGUUUUAGAAUUGGGAAUGCAUUAAUGUUCAUUUGUAAUUUGGUUUUUGUUAAGAAGAUUAUCUAAAAAAUACUGACACAAGGUUUUUAAUCAGAUGAAACUGGAAGUGGGUCAUCAGCCAUGGCUUUGCUACCAGCAGAUUCAUGCAAAUCUUUGCCCACUUUGAAAAAAAUAAAGAUCAGUAGCUGUUGUGGUUGUUGAUCAGUCCACUACAUUUUGUAGACUUUGAAAGCUAUAGAAAAUGUCCUUUUCCUUCAAUAAAGCUUUGCAUUGCUCUUAAA